Vicia faba (fava bean) is the source of this 2271-nucleotide messenger RNA. The record is from the annotation of a GenBank genome assembly. NCBI's taxonomy places the organism in Eukaryota, Viridiplantae, Streptophyta, Magnoliopsida, Fabales, Fabaceae.
AUGGGAGCGACGCAUCAAGUCAAUAAGCCUCAUAAAUCACGUUUCUCUUCAAAAUCUUCUCGCAACAUUCACAAAACCUCCGUCAAAGAUAGACUUGCGAUCGUUAAAUCGUCGCGCAAUGUCGGCAAAGGUGCUCGUGCGACUCGGCUUCAGAGAAAUAAAAUGAUUCGUGAGCAAAAGAAAGCUGCGGUGUUGAAAGAAAAAAGAGAAUUGAGUGGAUCGAAAUGUCCUCCUCGCGUAAUUGUUCUUUUUGCCCUUCGAGAUACUGUGGAUUUAGAACCAGUUGCAAACGAUCUUUUGUCAUUGUUAUCCAAUGAUUCUUCUGCGGUGCUGUCAGAGACAGUUGCUUCUUCUGAAUAUCGGACCAGAGUAACGGUACUGAAAGCACCUCAUGGUGAUUUACAGUCCUGUCUGGAAAUGGCUAAGGUUGCUGAUCUACUGGUUUUUGUCGCCUCUGUAACUGCAAGGUCUUUGUGUGAAGAAACUGAUUCUUACUUUAUUGAUUCAUUUGGAAAGCAUUGCCUUUCUAUAUUUAAAUCACUUGGUUUACCAAGCACUGCAGUCUUUGUUCGGGAUUUGCCAACCGAGCUAAAACAAAGAAAUGAACUAAAGAAGGUUUGUACAUCUAGUCUUGCCUCUGAAUUUCCCGAGGAUUGUAAAUUUUAUCCAGCUGAUACAAAGGAUGAUCUUCACAAGUUCCUGUCACUCUUUAAAGAGCAGAGGCUUAAAACUCCUCAUUGGAGGACUCAACGACCUUACCUCACAACUAACAAGGUCGACACGGUAUAUGAUGUCAAUUCUGACAAAUGCACCCUUGUUCUCAGUGGUUACCUUCGUGCUCGUAACCUCUCUGUGAAUCAACUGGUUCAUGUAUCAGGUGCAGGAGAUUUCCAACUGUGCAAAAUUGAGGUUCUUAAGGAUCCAUUUGCUUUGAAUUCAAAGAAAAAACAAGACUUGAUGGAUUCUGAUGAAAUGCAUGACGGGGAGAUCAUUCGUUCUCUAGUUCCAGAUCCUGAAAUUCAAGAAUCUUUAGUUGUCGAGAAUACUCCCGAUCUUAUUGCUGGAGAGCAGACAUGGCCAACGGAGGCUGAAAUGGCACAGGCUGAUGAAGAUCGAAAGCAAAAGAAGUUAAGAAAGAGGAAGCUUCCUGCUGGCACUUCAGAAUACCAGGCUGCAUGGAUUGUUGAUGACUCUGAUGAAGAGCAGUCGGACUGUGACAAUGAAGAUGAGGAUGGUAUGAUGUUGGAUGAAGUAAAUGGGUUUCCAGGUCUAGAGGGGAAUAAGUACGUAGAUGCCGAUGGUGAUGGAGCUUCACUAAGACUUGGAGAUUCUGAUGACGAAACUGACAAUGAUUCUGUGAUGAUGGAAGUUGACAACAUGACUACAGAGAAGAUACAAGAUGAACUUAAGGAACUUAAAGAAGCACAUGCUGCAGAUGAGGAGUAUCCUGAUGAAGUUGAUACACCAUUGGAUGUUCCGGCUAGAAAGCGGUUUGCAAAAUAUAGGGGACUCAAGUCCUUCAGGACUUCUUCAUGGGAUCCCAAAGAGUCUCUACCCCAAGAUUAUGCCAAAAUUUUUGAGUUUGAUAAUUUUAAAAGAACACAAAAGCAUGUUCAUGCUAAAGCUUUAGAAUUGGAAGAUGAAAACAGAGAGGACAAUAUUCUAGUUGGCUCAUAUGCUAGGCUGCAUAUCAAAGAAGUGCCCUGUAUUGUGGUCUCAAAGCUACGUUCGCUUGCACAGACAACCCCAGUUACAACAUGUGGCCUGUUGAAACACGAGUCAAAAGUAUCUGUCCUUCAUUUCAGUGUGAAGAAGCACGAAACAUAUGAUGCACCCAUCAAAUCCAAGGAAGAGUUAAUAUUUCAUGUUGGGUUUCGGCAAUUUGUUGCCCGACCAACUUUCUCUAUCCUAAAGGCAGUUGGAGAUGGUGCUGCACCAGUAGUGGCUGCUGUUGGCUCACUGAAAACUGUUGAUCCAGAUAGGAUAAUCCUUAAGCGUCUUAUUUUGACAGGCUACCCCCAAAGAGUAUCAAAACGUAAAGCUUCCGUAAGACAUAUGUUCUAUAAUCCAGAGGAUGUUAAAUGGUUCAAGCCUGUAGAGAUAUAUACCAAACGUGGUCUUCGUGGCCGAAUUAAAGAACCAGUUGGUACACACGGAGCAAUGAAAUGUCUUCUCAAUGGAGUGCUUGCACAGAGUGAUACUGUAUGUUUGAAUUUAUUCAAACGUUCAUACCCAAAGUGGCCAACCCGUCAUUUUCCUUUACUAGAUUAG